AGACACAGGAGAGGGGGGAUUAGUCACAUCAUCUUGUACAUUAGCACGAGCGAGCCCCUGUUAAGUGGGGCAACACCACCCACGUGCACGUUCACGGGCAGGAUAAAAAAUCCUUCGGCGAUCAGGGAAUAUUCAGUUUUGAGCAAACCAUUAAACGAGACGAUCGAAGAAGACUGACUAUACGACUCCUGAUCCCUCGAUCGACAGGUCGCAACCGUGAGAGAUCGCAUUUGAAGUCGAGUGAUCCACAUCGAGUCGUCGGGAAUUCACAAACCGGCCGAAAACGCUUGCGAGAAAUCGCACGCUCGACUGGCUUCUCUCAUAUCACAACAGAGAGCUGGUUGAAAAAACGAUUAGUUUGAUUUACAUCACCCGUGACGAUCGCUCGGAAUUUGGAAAUUAAGAAAUUUCGGACGCUUUGCCGAUAUAUUUAUAUCUUUUUUGACAUCUCUCACGUCGAGAUACAUACCACCGAUUUUAUCGAGUUUCAAGGGAGACUCGAUAGAGAAAUCUCAGAAGACGAUCUAUUUUCGGUGACGAAAUAAUCGAUCGAUGAAAAGAACUUGAACUCACGCCGAUUUGUUUGCUGUUUUCUCACCUGCAAUCGUACGACCUUAGUGUCAUUUACGAUUGUGUAAACAAUCAACGGAGAUUAUUCGAAAGUAUCCUCGAAGACGAAUUGGUAAAGUGAAGAAACACGUGAACAGACAAGAAUUUAUUUUAAUCCGAUAAAGCGACUGCAUCAGCGAUAAAGAUUGCCGACUUCUGCAAGGAGUCUAAACUUUCGUGCGCGUUUUCAGUCUAGAUAGACAUAAUGCUGAUAUUCAACAGCGUCGGAUUGUGCCUGUUUGGUUUUUUCGCCUGUGUAAUCGUCAGCAUGCCGAUCGUCCAAGGUCGUAGUCCGAGACGAUACCAUCGACACCAUUACUCUCAUCCGAAUUAUUACGAUUUCGCUGAAUCGCACAAUUCGGAAUAUCACGAUUCCUAUGAGCCUGCGGAAAAACGUGGAUAUCCUCGGGAUGUCUUAAACCAUUUUUCCGGAAACGAGGAACAAAUAUUGUUUCCUCGUCGAUACAAUUUGCGAGAUCUCAUACAACAUAGGCAGAAGACGCGCAACAUCGACGCAUCAUCUUCCAUGAAGUUAGUCGCCAGACGAAAACGUCACAAUAAACACGGCGGCAAGUUGGCCUAUCAAGUCGGCUUCACUGAGCCAGACAGAGAGAUCACGCAGUGGCAACACGAUCGCGACAUGGAGAAACAACUUCGUCUCGAGUUUGAGGUGAAAGAAGCGCAGAACAAGUCCAUCUGCAACUACACCGUGGAGACGAUACCGGACACCCGGGGCUCUCGGGUACCGCGAAAUUUGGAGAACGUGAAGUGCAAUCACAUCGGCAGCGACUGCCAGGGUAGCGCCUCCUGUUGCGUGCAGACGUACAAGAACAUCGAGGUGUCUUACGGGGACGGCUACAGAGAAACGAUGAAGAUCUACGUGGGUUGUGUGUGCGCCAAUAAAGAAUUCGAUUGCGCAAAUCACCUGGCAAAUGUGACGGAGACAGUCGGUCUGUGACACACGCAUACAUAUCACUUUUUCAA
This is a messenger RNA of Pseudomyrmex gracilis, 1593 nucleotides long. RefSeq lists its product as uncharacterized. The transcript has 2 exons. The coding region runs from base 815 to 1567 and encodes 250 amino acids. NCBI's taxonomy places the organism in Eukaryota, Metazoa, Arthropoda, Insecta, Hymenoptera, Formicidae. The record is from RefSeq and is a predicted model, not a curated record.